Ruditapes philippinarum (Manila clam) is the source of this 1938-nucleotide messenger RNA. RefSeq lists its product as uncharacterized. The record is from RefSeq and is a predicted model, not a curated record. Gene Ontology annotation, cellular component: plasma membrane. Bases 132 to 1001 code for a protein of 289 amino acids. Gene Ontology annotation, biological process: canonical Wnt signaling pathway; non-canonical Wnt signaling pathway. The transcript is spliced from 3 exons. Gene Ontology annotation, molecular function: Wnt-protein binding; Wnt receptor activity. NCBI's taxonomy places the organism in Eukaryota, Metazoa, Mollusca, Bivalvia, Venerida, Veneridae.
CUCGUGUAUAAGUUUAUCUAAAUGUUAAGUGACUAUCACUGUAUAAUUUGUUAUCGUUGUCCUGCGCAAAAUAGUUUUUACUCUCUCAAUCUGUAGGAACAUGUAAAAACGUUUGAAAGGAAUAAAAAAAUAUGUAUUCUAUAUUGUUUCAAUGCGUUGCGUUUAUUCUGGCAGCGGCGGUAACCGGACAGCAUGUCGGGAUGGAAAACACGGACAACACCGGCAACUCGGACACGCCGGUGUAUAACGGGGAGGAAAUUAUACUGCCCAUGUGUCGGAACUUUCUUCCAUAUAACUGGACGAAACUCCCGAACCAGUUCGGACAUGACACACAAGUUGAAGUGUACAGGCAUAUAGAGCAUCAAUGGGCGUACAUGGAUUAUGGUUGCUCUAACAAUUUCCGGCAGUUUGUCUGUUCGCUCUACUUACCAAAGUAUGAUCCUGUCACACAGACUGUAGCCGGGCCUUGUAAAGAAAUGUGUAGCAAAGCCAGGAACAGGUGCAAGAAAACAAUGAGGGAAACUAGGUCAAGAUGGCCACGAAUCUUCCGAUGUAACCAGCUUCCGAGUAAAAGAAAUGACGACGUUUGCUUACGACCAGUUCGAGAAUCGCGCGUGGAGCUUCAACACACCUACUGCGUAGACAACGUCAUUCCUAUGUGUAUUAGUCUUAACAGUCUUGGCUCGCUGCCAAACUUUUUUCUGCAACGAAGUCUCGGAGAAAUCACGACGGAAAUGAGAUUUUACGAGGAUCUGGUUUCGACCAAUUGCAACGCAAACCUUCAGUUCUUCCUGUGUGGCACGUACCUGCCCCUCUGUGUGCCGAACAUUACUCCAUUCGCAAUACCUUGUCGAGAACUUUGUGAUGAGAUCAAACGGGACUGCUCCACACAUUUUGAUUUCAUCUACCAGGGUCUGCCCUGGCCAAAUAAGCUGCAGUGUCACCGAUACACGCCCUCUAACGAUACAUCACGAUAUUGCGCUAUGCCGGGCGAUUUCUAACUCUAUUGAUACAUCACGAUAUUGUGGUAUGCCGGGCGAUUUCUAAAAAUGAAUCCAAAGUAAAACAACGGAAAUAUAUUACGUAAUUCUGUAAAUAUGAAUCUCUGAUUAUACAGGGACCUCUUUCUACAACCAGAACGUUAGCAUUGUCAAUUGUAAAAGUCAAUGAUGUCGAAAGACAAAGUACAAUAGAUUAUUAAUCUGAAUGCAUCCCUUACCAAAGUAAACUCAUAAUUUGCAUAUGAUAAAAUCAGAUGAAAAGGCGAACUUUUAAAGUUUUUUAGGCGUAUGUUUAAAGCUCCUUUUGGAAGCUUAUUUGGAUUAAGCGUUUUUGUAAAAAAAGAUUGAAGCAGCAAGUAUCCAGAUUAAUGCUAAUUUUUUUUUAAUAUUGUGAAGUGAACAAAGAAAGUAAUUUACACUUUGCAAACAGCACUUACAAUCAACGAUAAUUACCAAAAAAGAGGUCAAAAUACAUAAAUAAAUACCUCUUACUGCGUUAGUAACGCAAUAGAUUUAUAGUGAUUCAUACUGCAAAUGAACUUAACAUAUAAUUAAUCAAAUAUUGAAUCUUUUAACUUUUCUAAAGAUCAUAAUACACUUUUCUAAAGAUCGAAUUUCUUGAAAUAUUUGGGCUCAUCUGGAGGCGUGCAGCUUUAAUUCAUUAAGUACACACAAACUUGAUACCCCACCUUAUAAAUAAAACGUAUCGUAUUUCUUUUACUGCACCUCUGAAUACAAUUAUAGUCAAAAUAAAAGGGGGAAAAUCACAUUUACAAAUUAAUAAUAACAGUUGUACCACAAAUCACGAAAUGGACUCUAUUUCGAGAAAUGAGAUUUAAAUGUUUUGUGCCAUAAAGAUAUACUUUCCAAUUUAUUUUUGGACGGACUUAUAAUCGUAUUUUAUUACUCAUGUACCACAAUAAAGUAUCUAUAGAUA